Gastrolobium bilobum is the source of this 1356-nucleotide messenger RNA. RefSeq lists its product as uncharacterized. The record is from RefSeq and is a predicted model, not a curated record. The transcript is spliced from 5 exons. Bases 1 to 1356 code for a protein of 451 amino acids. NCBI's taxonomy places the organism in Eukaryota, Viridiplantae, Streptophyta, Magnoliopsida, Fabales, Fabaceae.
AUGCAGACACAGAGACAACAGCAACAGCAGUUGGAUGUUCUCAUUAAGCAACUAUCCUCACAAAAGGUUGCUUCUGUGGACACCAAGUGCGUGUGUGCUAUCUGUGGGAAGGGCCAUGUGACAGAGGAAUGUGAUUAUGGGGGAUCAUCAGAGCAAGCAGAAGUUAAUGGAGUGUGGUAUGACAACAACAACCAGAGGAAUUACAACAACCAGGGGCGAAAUGUGUAUGUGCCACCAUGGAAGAACAAGAAUCAGCACCCAGGGUUUAGUUAUAGUUCCAACCAUCAGUUGAAUCCUCCACUGCAUCCUCCUCCAACACACUCAUCACAACCAAGUGAUACUGCUGCAUGGGAAAAAGCCUUUGCUCAGUUAUCCAAGACUACUCAAGAUUACAUUCAGGGGUCUAAUUCAUUCAGAGAGGAAACAUCUGCAUUCAUGCAAGAGACCAAGACUUCAUUUAGAAAUCAGAAAGCAUCUAUCAGGAAUCUGGAGACCCAGAUCGGUCAGCUAUCAAGACAAAUAUCUGAGAGACCACAUGGGAAGUUUCCUAGUGAUACAAUGGUGAAUCCUAAGGAGCACUGCAAAGCAAUCAUGACAAGAAGUGGGUUGGUGCUUCAACAGGUGAAAAAGAAUGUGGAAGAUAAGAAGAAUGAAGAGGAGGUUGUGGUUGAAGAUGUAGUCUCUGAUGAUGGAGUAGAAAAGGUGAAGGGAAAUAAAGAAAAAGAAACAGUGAAGGAAGAUAAGGAAGAAAAAGAGGUGGUAGUUGAAAAUGAUGUUGUGCCCAAGAAGAUAAUGAAGUGGGAGAAGAAGAAGAUGGCUGACAAGCAGGACCAGCCAGUCACUUUGUCUCCAUAUGCCAAAGCUUUGGAGAACAUGCCUCACUAUGCCAAAUUCAUGAAAGAUCUCCUUACUAAGAAGAGAAAAUUGAAUGAUGGUGAAACAGUGGCCCUGACAGCAGAAUGUAGUGCCCUGAUCCAGAAGAAGCUUCCACCAAAAUUGCAAGAUCCAGGAAGCUUCAGCAUUUCUAUUGCUAUAGGAGAUGUGGAAGUGGGGAAGGCACUCUGUGAUUUGGGGGCCAGCAUAAAUCUGAUGCCAUUGACGGGGAAGUUGCUGUUGAGGGUGGAUGAGGAAACUGUUACAAUUGAUGUUUUUGAAGCCAUCAAACAUCCUGUUGAUGUGGGGGAUUGUUUCAGAUUAGAUGUGAUACAGGAGGUUGUGGAAGAAGUAGAGCUUAAAGAACUACCUUCAAAUCUGAAGUAUGUGUUCCUUGGGGAUGAUCAAACAUAUCCAGUAAUCAUCAAUGCAAUGUUAUCUGAGAGUGAAGAAGUGAAGUUGAUUAAGACAGUGCUUGGGUGA